Messenger RNA from Alligator mississippiensis (American alligator), 1284 nucleotides. It is a transcript of the gene LDHB, whose product is annotated as lactate dehydrogenase B. Gene Ontology annotation, biological process: carboxylic acid metabolic process. The record is from RefSeq and is marked provisional. Gene Ontology annotation, cellular component: cytoplasm. Lineage: Eukaryota; Metazoa; Chordata; Crocodylia; Alligatoridae. Gene Ontology annotation, molecular function: L-lactate dehydrogenase (NAD+) activity.
CCCGCCGCUGCUGUCUCACCGCCAGCUCCUCGCUGUUGCCUCGCCCGCUCUCGCCUCCGCCUCGGCGCCCGCCCGCAGAAUACAAUGUCUACUUUAAAGGAGAAACUUAUCACACAAAUAGCAUCAGAAAGAACCAUCCCUAACAGUAAGGUCACUGUUGUUGGGGUUGGCCAAGUUGGUAUGGCUUGUGCUAUCAGCAUUCUUGGAAAGCGUCUUUGUGAUGAGCUCGCUUUAGUUGAUGUUUUGGAAGAUAAGCUGAAGGGGGAAAUGAUGGAUCUUCAACAUGGGAGUUUGUUUCUUCAGACUCAUAAGAUUGUGGCAGACAAAGAUUAUGCUGUCACAGCUAAUUCCAAGAUUGUGGUAGUGACUGCUGGAGUUCGUCAGCAAGAAGGGGAGAGUCGCCUUAACUUGGUCCAAAGGAACGUGAAUGUCUUCAAAUUUAUUAUUCCUCAGAUCAUAAAGUAUAGUCCAGAUUGCACCAUUCUUGUGGUUUCCAACCCAGUGGAUAUAUUGACGUAUGUCACAUGGAAGCUAAGUGGACUGCCCAAGCACCGUGUGAUUGGAAGUGGUUGCAACUUAGAUUCAGCCAGAUUUCGCUACCUGAUGUCCGAAAAGCUUGGCAUCCACCCCAGCAGCUGCCAUGGCUGGAUCUUAGGAGAACAUGGAGAUUCUAGUGUGGCUGUUUGGAGCGGAGUUAAUGUGGCGGGGGUUUCCCUCCAGGAGUUGAAUCCUGCUAUGGGUACUGACCGUGAUAGUGAGAAAUGGAAAGAAGUCCACAAGCAGGUGGUUGAAAGUGCCUAUGAAGUGAUCAAACUUAAAGGAUACACUAACUGGGCCAUUGGCCUUAGUGUUGCUGAUCUACUUGAGACCAUGAUGAAAAACUUGUGCCGGGUUCAUCCAGUGUCAACAAUGGUAAAGGGCAUGUACGGCAUUGAGAAUGAAGUCUUCUUGAGCCUCCCUUGUGUGCUAAGUGCCUCUGGACUGACAAGUGUGAUCAACCAAAAGCUGAAGGAUGAUGAGGUGGCUCAACUGAGGAGCAGUGCAGAUACGCUGUGGAGCAUCCAGAAAGAUCUCAAAGAUCUGUAACCUGUAUGCUAACUUCCAGCAAUAGGAAAACUGCAUUUUGUGUGAGCAUUUGGGCCCUCUAGUUAUCCAUCUCUGUGGCUAAUGUUUUAUUGCUCUACCUAAAAUGAAAUGAGCUUUUGUCCACAGCAACUAACCCUAUGCUUAUUUGUAAUGCGCAGAACUUAUGAACAAAUAAACUUUCAGGUGUGCUUCACUUGC